AUGCCCCGUUUAGAAGAAUCGGAAAUCAAGAAAUAUUGGCAAAUUUUCCAAGGCUUAAAACCAGAAAACAACAAAGUUAGUGGUGAACAAGUCUCGCCGGUGUUGAAAAACUCCAGGUUGCCACAACAACAACUUGCUUCUGUAUGGACCCUAAGUGAUAUCGAUAAUGACGGGAAAUUGGACUUUGAAGAGUUUUGUAUCACUAUGCGCUUGAUCUUUGAUUUGAUCAAUGGAUCUAUCUCAGAAGUACCUCUGCAAUUGCCGCUGUGGUUGAUUCCUUCCUCCAAAGCAGCUUUGAUCCAAGCCAACCAAGCUGUCAAUCUGGGGAGAAAUUUGGGAAUCGAUUACGACGAUGAUGAUGAUGGGCUUACUGACGAUUUCGAUUGGUAUAUAUCACCUGCCGAUAAAUCAACUUAUGAAACAAUAUACCAACUGAAGAAUGACCGAUUUGGCAGAAUAAGAUUUGACUCAUUGGAAUCAUUGUAUGCAACUUUGCGCAAUGUCCCAAAGAGCGAAAUCUCAUCGGCUUGGAAUUUGGUAAAUCCCAAAUCUUUUGAAACUAUUGAUAAAGACCAAACUAUAGUCUUUUUGCACAUCUUGAACCAAAGAGAAAAUGGUAAAAGAAUCCCACGCGGUGUUCCUGCAUCAUUAAGAGCCACAUUUUCCAAAGAGAUUCCAAAUUACAAUCUUGAUGCUCAAGUUAAACCACAACAUACUACACAAACCCAAGCUUCAAAAAGAUCCUUUGCCGAAGACUACUUGACUAAAUUGGGCCACAAUGGUAAAAGCCUGUUCUCGCUGCUGGCUCCACUGAGUAGUGGCAAUGAUAGAGGUACGGACUUUUCAGCUACUCAAGGAACAGAUUGGGAAGAAGUAAGAUUGAGACGAGAAUUGACUGAUUUAGAAAACUUGCUUGAAAAAAUACAAAAUAGAUCAGAUAAGGACAAAAAAGACGACGAAGAGCAGAGAAUGGUAAAGUACGAAUUUGAACAAUUGUUGAAAUAUAAACAAGAACAGUAUGAUCGACAACAAAGAGAAAGAGAAGUGGAAGGUUCAGGUGGUUCGGGCUUAAAACAGGUUGAAAGUGAUAUAUCGGACCUCGAGACGCAAGCGAAAUCAUUAGAAGAAUAUUUGGAGACGCGAAAACAAGAACUUUCAAGACUAAACCAAGAAAUAGCUUCUUUGAGAUGA
Messenger RNA from Lodderomyces elongisporus, 1191 nucleotides. RefSeq names its product End3p (gene END3). Gene Ontology annotation, biological process: actin filament organization; endocytosis; endosomal transport. Gene Ontology annotation, cellular component: plasma membrane; cytoplasm. Lineage: Eukaryota; Fungi; Ascomycota; Pichiomycetes; Serinales; Debaryomycetaceae. Gene Ontology annotation, molecular function: protein binding; calcium ion binding. The record is from RefSeq and is a predicted model, not a curated record. The coding region runs from base 1 to 1191 and encodes 396 amino acids. The transcript has a single exon.